AGGACUUGUUUUAUACCUGGAGUCUAUCUUGGGGGUGUUUAGGGGGUCAGUGCCCCCGUGGUAUGGUCUGUGAAUAGGCCUGGUGGUCGAUAUAGGACUGAUCAACCAGGUUGUUCCUGCUGGACGAACGUAAACCAACGAAGGAAACAGCCCAGCUGGUCAGUAAUAAUGGCGGACCAUGAGUCAGCUGAUGCUACAAGACUGAGAGAACGAACAGGAAGACUGACACAGGAAGGAGAUAUAGACGAUGGGCUACAAUGGUCAACGAAGGAGGAUGCAGAAUCAACGAGAGAGGAUGCAGCAUCAACGAGAGAUGCUGCAGCAUCAACGAGAGAGGAUGCAGCAUCAACGAGAGAUGCUGCAGCAUCAACAAGAGAGGAUGCAGCAUCAACGAGAGAUGCAGCAUCAACAAGAGAGGAUGCAGCAUCAACGAGAGAUGCUGCAGCAUCAACGAGAGAUGCUGCAGCAUCAACGAGAGAGGAUGCAGCAUCAAUGAGAGAUGCUGCAGCAUCAACGAGAGAUGCAGCAUCAACGAGAGAGGAUCAGCAUCAACGAGAGAUGCUGCAGCAUCAACGAGAGAGGAUGCAGCAUCAAUGAGAGAUGCUGCAGCAUCAACGAGAGAUGCUGCAGCAUCAACUAAAUCAACCAAAGGCAUCAGUCACAUAAUCUACCAGGCCAUGGGUGCUGCCUGCAUGGGUCUGGGAGGUAUGGUGGCAACUCUGACUAUGGGUUACACCUCUCCAGCACUGCCAUCUAUGAGAGCUGAUCCUAACUUCUCUAUUACUAAAGAACAGGAGUCGUGGAUUGGAGCAGUGAUGCCAGCCUGCGCAUUACUAGGCAGUGUUGCAGCUGGUCCACUAGUGGACCACCUGGGCCGCCGGGCUACCCUCCUCCACCUCACCUGGCCCCUGGUCUCAUCAUGGGUGAUAAUUGCCCAAUCUGGAGGUGUGGGCGGGGUGAUCCUGGGUCGUAUGAUGGGCGGGGCGUGUGUGGGCGUGCAGGCUGCAGCCGGGUCAGUCUUCAUAGCAGAGACAGUGGAGUUGAGGCUGAGAAAUAUAAUGGGAUUCUUUCCUGCGUUCCUAGGUAACCUGGGUCUUCUGGUGAGCUUCGCUGCUGGCCAGUACCUCUCAUGGAGAGGCCUAGCAUGGCUAGGUGCGGCACUCUGCUUUCCUGUACUGCCUCUAAUCUAUCCUCUUCCUGAGACACCCUUCUUCCUCACACGUAUUGGGAAGGCAGAGAAGUCAUUGUGUGCUUUAAAGCAGCUGCGGAGCUCAACACAGGAAGCUGAGAAGGAGCAGCGAGAGAUCAGCAGCUUAAGCAGCAACAGUAACACAAGUGUAACUUUGUGGGAGAUUAUACAAAGACCUAACUUGUGGCCAGUGAGUGUAGCCGCUGGUCUGAUGGUGGCCCAACAAGCUACUGGAAUAAAUGCAGUGGUGUUCUUCGCCUCCAGUAUCCUUGACGCUGGCGGGGAGGGCACUGACAGCUCCUCCUCGUCUGUGUUGUUGGGUAUUGUCAACUUCCUGGGCACUUUCGUAGGAAUAUUUGCCAUUAUAAAAUUUAAGCGACGGUCCCUUCUUAAGGCUUCGACGGCGGUCCUUGUGGUUUCUCUCCUCACAUUGUCACUCUUUUUCUGGGCACAAGAAGCAGGUGGCCACAUAACUACUGUUGCUAAAACCCUUUACGUGGUGCCGAUAAUAGCCUUGUUAGCCUACAUGAUUGGAUUUUCGCUAGGCUGGGGCCCUAUACCAUGGGUGUUCAUGGUGGAAGGAAUACCCAGCCUAGUCAGAGGUAAAGCCGUGGCUGUGGUGGUGGCCAUCAACUGGGCAUCAGCUUUCUUGGUUACCAAAAGUUUUGCAUGGUCAAUGUCUACCUUGGGUGCCCAUAACACCUUCCUGGGUUAUGCUGUGGCGACCUUCAUCAGUGCCAUACUCCUGCACCGUACCAUGCCAGAGACCUUAGGUCAGUCUGCUGCCCAGAUGGACAGACUAUACAAGAAGGCAGUUGAUCUAAAGCAAGAAUAACCUAGUAAGCUUGGGUAGCUGGAGAGAAGGGGUGCUUGGAGUUGGAGAGUUGUGCAGGAGUAGACUUAUGGCCCGGUGGCCUGGUGGCUAAAGCUCCCGCUUCACACACGGAGGGCCCGGGUUCGAUUCCCGGCGGGUGGAAACAUUUCGACACGUUUCCUUACACCUAUUGUCCUGUUCACCUAGCAGUAAAUAGGUACCUGGGUGUUAGUCGACUGGUGUGGGUGGCAUCCUGGGUGUUAGUCGACUGGUGUGGGUGGCAUCCUGGGGGACAAGAUUAAGGACCACAAUGGAAAUAAGUUAGACAGUCCUCGAUGACGCACUGACUUUCUUGGGUUAUCCUGGGUGGCUAACCCUCCGGGGUUAAAAAUCCGAACGAAAUCUUAUCUUAUCUUAUCUUAUCUUACCUUCUCUGCCAGGCAAUCUUGUAGGAAGUUGUGUUUGUUGCAAUAGCUGUGAGCACGAAGAAGGGUGUCCAAAUAACGUCUGCAUGAAAUGUCCAUUAUGUUGCGGUGUCCGACAGAUUGUAAUAAAGUUGGUAGAAUUACCAACAAUAUGUAAAGUAAAAGGACACAAGUGCAACUAAUGUGACAUUUUAUUGUGGCAACGUUUCGCUCUCCAGGAGCUUUAUCAAGCCAUUACAAGAUUGCCUGGCAGAGAAGGUGAUCCCUAAGUCUACUCCUGCACAACUCUCCAACUCCAAGAAUAACUUAACAUUAAACACAGGAAGACCCUGAUUAUAACAGGUUAAGUUCCAGCCUACUGCAGUAAAGUGAACCAUAGCAUUUCUCACUUUCAAAUGCAAAUAAAAGCCGAGUUUACACUAUCAUAUAUUAAGGUGACCAAUAAAACUAGGCCUAAAAAACACAUAUACAGUACACACAUUACUUAACAUAUUUUCGCCCUUAGCUUAUAGUGAGUAAUAAGUAUAUUUACUGUAGGAGGUUUGAAGAUAUGAAGAAUUAUUGUAACUGUCACCGCUGUAUUAGCGAAACGACGUAAAGUGAAGCACUGUAAAGUGAAGCACUGUAAAGUGAAGUGCUGUAAAGUGAAGUGCUGUAAAGUGAAGUGCUGUAAAGUGAAGCACUGUAAAGUGAAGCACUGUAAAGUGAAGCGCUGUAAAGUGAAGCACUGUAAAGUGAAGUGCUGUAAAGUGAAGUGCUGUAAAGUGAAGCACUGUAAAGUGAAGCACUGUAAAGUGAAGCACUGUAAAGUGAAGCGCUGUAAAGUGAAGCGCUGUAAAGUGAAGCACUGUAAAGUGAAGCACUGUAAAGUG
Molecule: messenger RNA, 3300 nt
Organism: Cherax quadricarinatus
Lineage: Eukaryota; Metazoa; Arthropoda; Malacostraca; Decapoda; Parastacidae
Source: RefSeq, a predicted model, not a curated record